This is a messenger RNA of Oncorhynchus masou masou (cherry salmon), 4089 nucleotides long. RefSeq names its product NACHT, LRR and PYD domains-containing protein 3-like. Lineage: Eukaryota; Metazoa; Chordata; Actinopteri; Salmoniformes; Salmonidae. The record is from RefSeq and is a predicted model, not a curated record. Bases 80 to 3196 code for a protein of 1038 amino acids. Gene Ontology annotation, molecular function: protein binding. The transcript has 9 exons. Gene Ontology annotation, biological process: intracellular signal transduction.
CUCUGGUGAACAUGACACCAAAUCUAAGAGUCCAAUCAAGCAGGAGAGACCAGCCUCCCCUGUACCCAGCUGUGUGUCCAUGAAGAGUGACCGGUCUAUGGGUAUACCUAUAAACUUUAGAAAGGGAGACUUUUCUACUGAACAAAGAGACCAACAGGAGAGAUCAGAGUCAGAGAUUCUCAGUGGUCAGUCUUCCCAGAGUCAUCAAACAGACCUGGCCUCCAUAUUCAGUUUGCUUGAAGAGAAUUUUAUGACAUUUGUGAACAACGAGCUGAAGAGGUUCAAGAGGAUUCUUAGUCCAGAACUCCCACAAGGCUUUGAGAGUCAGAAGCAGGAUAAGGAAGUGGAUGCUGAAGAUGAGAAGCAUGAGAGCAGUGCCAGAGAGGGGGCUCUGAAGAUCACACUGCACAUCCUGAGGAAAAUGAACCAGAAGGAGCUUGCUGACACACUGGAGAAAAAUGAGCUUGCUGUGAUUUGCCAACGUGAACUCAAAUCUAAUCUAAAGAAGAAGUUUCAAUGUGUAUUUGAGGGGAUCGCUAAACAAGGAAACCCAACACUUCUCAAUAAGAUCUACACAGAGCUCUACAUCACAGAGGGUGGAACAGGAGAGGUCAAUAAUGAACAUGAGCUGAGACAGAUUGAGACAACAACCAGGAAACAAGCAAGACCAGAGACUGCAAUCAAAUGUAACGACAUCUUCAAACCCUUAACUGGACAAGAAAAACCUAUCAGAACUGUGCUGACAAAGGGAGUCGCUGGCAUUGGAAAAACAGUCUCUGUGCAGAAGUUCAUUCUGGACUGGGCUGAAGGAAAAGCAAAUCAGGAUGUCCAAUUUGUAUUUUCAUUCCCUUUUCGGGAGCUGAAUAAGAUGAAAGGGGAAAAACACUCUUUGAUUGGACUUCUCAAUCACUUCUCAAUGGAAACCAAAGAAUCAAGAAUCUCCAACUACGACAAGUACAAAGUUCUGUUCAUCUUUGAUGGUCUGGAUGAGUGCCGACUGCCCCUAGACUUCCAGAAGAACAAGAUCUGUUGUGACGUCACCAAGUCAACCUCAGUGGAUGUUCUGCUGACAAAUCUCAUCAAGGGAAAUCUGCUUCCCUCUGCUCUCCUCUGGAUAACUACCCGACCUGCAGCAGCCAAUAAGAUCCCUUCAGAGUGUGUUGACCAGGUGACAGAGGUACGAGGGUUCAAUGACCCACAGAAGGAGGAGUACUUCAGGAAGAGAUUCAGUGAUGAGGACCUGGCCAGCAGAAUCAUCUCACACAUAAAGACAUCAAGGAGCCUCCACAUCAUGUGCCACAUUCCAGUCUUUUGUUGGAUUUCUGCAACAGUCCUUGAAGACAUGCUGAAACAUAAGAGAGAAGAGGUGCCCAAGACUCUGACUGAGAUGUACACACACCUUGUGGUGUUUCACACCAAUCAGAAGAAUGAAAAGUAUCUUGGGAAAGAAGAGACAGGUCCCGACUGGAAUAAAGAGAGCAUUCUGUCACUGGGAAAACUGGCUUUUCAACAGCUUCUGAAUCACAAUCUGAUUUUCUAUGAAGAAGACCUGAAAGAGGCUGGAAUUGAUGUCAAUGAAGCCUCAUUGUACUCAGGAUUGUGCACACAGCUCUCUAAAGAGGAAUGUGGGCUGUACCAGGAAAAGGUGUACUGCUUCGUGCAUCUGAGCAUUCAGGAGUUUCUGGCUGCUGUAUAUGUGUUCCUUUCAUUCAGCAACAACAAUGAGAAUCUAAUGGCCGAACCUCAAUCAACGUCCAGGAACAUUUCUGCGCUGGUUAGAGACAAGCCUGAAGUUACUUUCUACAAGAGUGCUGUGGAUGAAGCCUUACAAAGUGAGACAGGAAAUCUGGACCUUUUCCUCCGCUUCCUUCUGGGCCUCUCACUGGAGUCCAAUCAGAAGCACUUACGAGGUCUACUGACAAAGACAAGAAGCAGCUCACAGAGCCAUGAAGAAACAGUCAAGUACAUCAAAGAGAAGAUCAGGGAGAAUCCCUCUCCAGAGAGGUGCAUCAAUCUGUUCCACUGUCUGAAUGAACUGAAUGACCAUUCUCUAGUGGAGGAGAUCCAAAGCUACCUGAGAUCAGGAAGUGUCUCCAGUGAUGAUCUCUUACCUGCACAGUGGUCAGCGCUGGUCUUUGUGUUGCUGACUUCAGAAAAGGAGUUGGAUGUGUUUGACCUGAAGAAAUACUCCAGAUCAGAGGAAGGUCUUCUGAGGCUGCUGCCAGUGGUCAAAGCCUCCAGAGCUGCUCUACUGUCAGGCUGUGGAGUCACAGAGGAAGGCUGUGCUUCUCUGGUCUCAGCUCUGACAUCAAACCCCUCACACCUGAGAGAGCUGGAUCUGAGUAACAAUGACCUGAAGGAUUCAGGAGUGAAGCUGCUCUCUGCUGGACUGGGGAAUCCCCACUGUAAACUGGACACUCUGAGGCUGUCCCGAUGUCAAGUCACAGAGGAAGGUUGUGCUUCUCUGGUCUCAGCUCUGAGGUCAAACCCCUCACACCUGAGAGAGCUGGACCUGAGCUACAAUCACCCAGGAGACUCAGGAGUCAGACUGCUCUCUGCUGGACUGGAGGAUCCACACUGCAGACUCGAGAAACUCAAUGUGGAACAUGGUGGAGAGUACACAAUGAAACCUGGGCUUAGAAAAUAUGCCUGUGAUCUCACACUGAACCCAAACACAGCACACAGACUCCUCUCUCUGUCUGAGGAGAACAGAAAGGUGACACGGAGGAGACAGAAGCAGCCGUAUCCUGAUCACCCAGAGAGAUUUGAGGACCGUGGACAGGUGCUCUGUAGAGAGCGUCUGACUGGGCGCUGUUACUGGGAGGUAGAGUGGAGUGGGAGUGGGGCUGUUAUAGGAGUGACAUAUAAAGGAAUCAGCAGGAGAGGAGGUAAUGACUGUGGGCUUGGAUGGAAUGACAAGUCCUGGAGUCUACGCUGCUCUGACAACAGUUUAUAUGCCUGGCACAAUAAUGCUCACAUUACCUUAGACGUGCCCCCCUCCAGCUCCCACCAUGUAGGAGUGUAUCUGGACUGGCCAGCCGGCACUCUGUCCUUCUACAGUGUCUCCUCUGACACACUGACCCACCUGCACACAUUCAACACCACAUUCACUGAGCCCCUCUAUCCAGGGUUUAGGGUUUAUGACACCUCUUCAGUGUCCCUGUGUCAUGUGGUCCCUGUGUCAAACACAACAUGAUGUUUCACUCUAAUGGUCAUGUUCAGUAAGACACACUGGAGCAACAAUGUAGAAUAACUCUCUAGUGUGUAAACAUAUGAUUGUAAAUAUUCAUGAAUAAACACCAUUGAAGUUGACAGACAUUGUCAACUAGAGUCAUCCAUUAAUACAAUGAAUCACCACACUGUGUUGUAAAAACUGUUUUCAUUUAGAAAUCAUUGAUUUUGUUGUUAUUGGGCUUCUUGGUGUUUGUACAUAUUGUUGUCUGCAGCAUGUUUAUUUGUCAAAUUCUUGACACAACAAUCUUGUUUGUGUUUAAACUCAAAUCAACUGAAUGAAAUGUACAUGUGACAGAUGUGACUAAUAAAUUUAAUCAACCAGAUGAAAGAAGAGAGGUGGAAAUGUUUUAAUAUUGAUCACAAUAUGACAGUACAGUAAUAGAUGGAAGAAGAGAGGUGUAAAUGUUUUAAUAGUGAUCAGAAUAUGACAGAUGGAAUAAUAGAUGGAAGAAGAGAGGUGGAAAUGUUUUAAUAUUGAUCAGAAUAUGACAGUACAGUAAUAGAUGGAAGAAGAGAGGUGUAAAUGUUUUAAUAUUGAUCACAAUAUGACAGUACAGUAAUAGAUGGAAGAAGAGAGGUGUAAAUGUUUUAAUAGUGAUCAGAAUAUGACAGAUGGAAUAAUAGAUGGAAGAAGAGAGGUGGAAAUGUUUUAAUACUGAUCACAAUAUGACAGUACAGUAAUAGAUGGAAGAAGAGAGGUGUAAAUGUUUUAAUACUGAUCACAAUAUGACAGUACAGUAAAUGGAGUACAGUAAUAGGGGUUGUGUUCAGUACAUAGAAAUGGGUCUUAUUCAGGUGAAAAUAAAUAUUUUAUGAUCACACACACUAAUCAUUCUGUUGUUACUACUGUAUGAU